AUGGCCGAGGCGAAGCGUCCGAAAGUGACGCUUAUCGCAAAGUCCGAUUCCGGUCGCAGCGAGCCAAAAGCUGGAGAUGGUCGUCUGCGACCGGCGCCCGCGUCGCGGCAGGAGCCGAAAGCCCCAACAGUGGCUGUUGAUGUCGAGAUAGAGAAGGUUGUGACGACUGUUGAUCGACUUCGCCCUGCGCCGGCCGUUAACGGGGUGACCAAGUCCGCAACUGCUGUCACCCGUACGGUCCCUACUCCACAGAAAACAAAGGUGGGUGUUAAGCGCACAGCAGCUGCAGCUGGCCUCGCUGAGAGGAAGGGCGCCAGCAACGCUUUGAAGGUUGGCGUGCCACCCCGCCUCGAACUUCCUAAGCCGCCUGCUGUUCCUGUCUCCGCUGCCACUGGCACUUUUGCUGCCACGCGAUCCAGCGACGCGAAUGGCGUCACGAUCACUGCCGCACCUGCAAGAGCUCCUGUCCGACAGAAGCCGGCCGAGCCAGCUCUUCUCUCAUUCAAUGUGGGUGGCCAAAUCUUCCACAUCUCCACAAAGGCGGUGAAAGCCAAGCCAGAGACCCUGCUUGCCAAAGUGCUGGCCAAAGUUGGGGAUGGAGGUUUAGACCGAGUCCUGCAUUUGCCGGUGGAUGUUUGCCCCGACCGCUUUCGCAUACUGCUGGACUGGUUUCGCUACGAAGAGCUCUUCGUCCCGACCACGGUUCCUAUAGAGGCGGUCCUGCGGGACGCGGCACGUCUCGAGCUCCCUGCGGAGAUUCUCGUGAACGGCAUUUCUCGGAGCACACGGACGACCAGGGCCAAGACUGUCGGCCAAAACGUGGUCCUUGGUGUAGUCCAGAGGUGGGAUGCCGAGACGAGGGCCUUACAGAUGCUGAGGCCGCUAAGGUGGCCGGGCUUCAACAGCUUCCUCUCCCAAUUGCUCACUCAGAUUGAGAAGCAUUUCCAGGCGGUCGGGUCUCGGUCUGGCGCUCAUGAGGAUGCCCAAGACGACGAAGCUGCUGCUGCGGAUGAAGCCUUCGACUUUCCGCGCUUUGUGCUCCCGCUGUUUCGGGACGAGGGAUGGGUGGCACCGACGCACAUAUGCAGUUCUGCGCGAGCCCGUGUGCUCGCACUCAAGCUGGAGGAGCUCGGCUACUUGUGCGAGUUCUCCGAUGCGGACCUGCUGGUGAGCUUGCCCUUAAAGCUUCGGUGUGAGCUGGUUGUUACCCCAGGUGGGCACGAGCCACCACCGCCAGGGCCACCAGUGGCAGAAGGUGAGCUGAAAGAGUGA
Symbiodinium necroappetens is the source of this 1272-nucleotide messenger RNA. Lineage: Eukaryota; Dinophyceae; Suessiales; Symbiodiniaceae. The record is from the annotation of a GenBank genome assembly.